AUGGACCCCGUGGGGGCAGCAGACCCCUCGAUGCCCCCAGGCCCUUUGACUCACCUGAACCUGCCGGACGGCGCGGAGGCGCGGCUGCAGAGCGGAGCAGACGGGCGGAGCCUCCCGGGCACUUGGACCAGGUCCCCCCCGGAGCAUGCAGCCAUCCUGAGGGAAGGCGUGCGCGCAUGCCUGCAGCAGAAGUGUGAACAGACUGUUCGGAUCCUGCAUGCCAAGGUGGCCCAGAAAUCUUACGGAAACGAGAAGAGGUUCUUCUGUCCCCCGCCCUGCGUCUACCUCGCUGGUCCCGGCUGGAGGGUGAAGCCAGGGCAAGGUCAAGCCCAGCAGGCCGCGGAGUCCGGGCCCACCGUCUGCGGCUACAUGGGGCUGGACGGGGCGUCGGGCAGCGCGGCGGAGACGCAGAAGCUGAACUUCGAAGAGCAGCCGGACUCCAGGGAAUUCGGUUGUGCCAAGACCCUGUACAUCUCGGACGCGGACAAGAGGAAGCACUUCCGGCUGGUGCUGCGCCUGGUGCUGCGCGGGGGCCGGGAGCUGGGGACUUUCUACAGCCGCCUCAUCAAGGUCAUCUCCAAGCCCUCGCAGAAGAAGCAGUCGCUGAAAAACACCGACCUGUGCAUCUCCUCGGGCUCAAAGGUCUCCCUUUUCAAUCGCCUGCGCUCCCAGACAGUGUCCACACGCUACCUCUCUGUGGAAGAUGGGGCCUUUGUGGCCAGUGCAAGACAGUGGGCUGCCUUCACGCUCCACCUGGCUGAUGAGCAGUGUCCCCAAGGGGACUUCCCACCUCGAGAGGGCUACAUCCGCUACGGCUCCCUGGUACAGCUCGUCUGCACGGUCACAGGCACCACGCUACCUCCUAUGAUCAUCCGCAAAGUAGCCAAGCAGUGUGCCCUCCUUGACGUGGAUGAGCCCAUCUCCCAACUCCACAAGUGCGCAUUCCAGUUUCCAGGUGGCACCCCAGGAGGGGGUGGCACCUACUUAUGCCUUGCCACAGAGAAGGUGGUGCAAUUCCAGGCCUCCCUCUGCCCCAAGGAGGCCAACAGGGCGCUGCUCAACGACAGCUCUUGCUGGACCAUCAUUGGCACCGAGUCGGUGGAAUUCUCCUUCUGCACCAGCCUGGCGUGUACGCGGGAGCCUGUCACUCCAGUGCCCCUCAUCAACACCCUCGAGCUAAGCGGCGGGGGUGAUGUGGCCACGCUGGAGCUGCUGGGCGAGAACUUCCACGGUGGGCUCAAGGUGUGGUUUGGAGAUGUGGAGGCAGAAACCAUGUACAGGAGCCCGAGGUCCCUGGUGUGCGUGGUGCCCGACGUGGCUGCUUUCGGCAGCGACUGGCGCUGGCUGCGCGCGCCCAUCAAGGUGCCCGUGAGCCUGGUGCGCGCCGACCGGCUCUUCUACCCCAGCGCCUUCUCCUUCACCUACACCCCGGAAUAUAGCGACCGGCCGCGGCCCCCAGGCGCUCCCGAGCAAACCACCGACGCCGACGCGCUCCUGGAGAGCAUCCACCACGAGUUUACGCGCACCAACUUCCACCUCUUCAUACAGGGCUAGCCUCCCCACACCGCCCCCCAGGCGCCCCAAGCUGUCAGGAGGUCCUCUGAAUCCUGGCACGUGAAUCCUGUUUGUCCCUUUGCUGAGAAAAGGGCAGGAAGGGGCCACUGGUGAUCUGAAUGGCGUUCAGCAGGUGGCUCUAAUCCCUGUAUGUUUCCCUCGGUGCCGCCUCUUCUCUCCCUUCCUCCUCUCCCAUCCCUCCCGUAUUCCUUCGUCUUUGGGUCUUUUCUGGUUCUUCCUGUGUCUUUCACACAGUUCCGCGCACUCUUGAGGAUUCAAGCCCAGAGUGGAGGUUUGCCCUCCAGACAUAUAUGGCCCUACUUGAAGAGCCAUCGCGUAGUUUCAAAAGCCUAGGCGUGAAGUGAGGCUCGCACGCCCAGGAAUACUGUUCUGCCUGGCCCCAAAGCACCAAUCUUAUCUGGAGCCCUGGAUCCUGCUUGGAGCACCCAGUCCUGCCCUGCAGCUCAAGGAUCUGUCCCGGCCCCACACGCUUAAUCUCUGUGACUGAAACCUUCCCAACACCCUUGUCUAGGUUUGCUCUCUGGACCACAGUAUGUGGGCACGUACCUAAGACAAUCCAGUUUUGCCAUCUUAACUCCCCCCCCCCCCCCCCCGCCCGUGGCUUCUUUUGCAGACCCGGUGGGAUGUAACGCUGAGGAUCCAGGCUGCGCUUUAUUCAGACAUUGGUCCCACUUAAGCACAUAUCUGUAAGUUUGACCUCAGAGUGCCAGCCCUGAUCUGCCCGCUGAGUUCCAGCUUCUGGAUUUGUCGCCAGACAUCUUUCUUGUACCUGAGCUUGAGUCAUUUCGAAUCAGCCUCCCUUCCCCUACCCUCUCUGAAGCACUCCAUCUUCUGCCUACUUCCCCCACCCCACAUGGCCCCGUCAGCAAGACUUAGGGACUCUAUCGCUCCUCCCACACUAAGCUGCUCACUCCUUCCUUCUUCCUUCCACUACUCUGCCUCCCAGACCCAAGUUACUUCAGAGAUGUUACUUCAGAAUUUUCCCAAUUUUCCUAGCGUGUGUUGGAAACGUGUGGCUCCCUUGUUCAAAUGUUAUUAGUAACCUCCAGAUGGAGACAUAUGGUGAAAUCAAGUUCAGAGCCCUUCUAACCAAAGAUCACAUGACCAGGAUGCCAGCCUGGACAACGGGCUUAUAUUCACCUAUCUUGGAUCAAAGGGCCUUAUGUUCAUAACCCAUUGUCCCCUCUAAGCUGUGAACUUCAUGUGGAAAGAUUUUUGUCUCUGCUUGUCCUAAAGAAUGUAACGCGCUGCCUUGCACACUGAAUU
Jaculus jaculus (lesser Egyptian jerboa) is the source of this 2841-nucleotide messenger RNA. RefSeq names its product recombination signal binding protein for immunoglobulin kappa J region like (gene Rbpjl). NCBI's taxonomy places the organism in Eukaryota, Metazoa, Chordata, Mammalia, Rodentia, Dipodidae. The transcript has 13 exons. Gene Ontology annotation, cellular component: nucleus. The record is from RefSeq and is a predicted model, not a curated record. Bases 1 to 1554 code for a protein of 517 amino acids. Gene Ontology annotation, molecular function: DNA-binding transcription activator activity, RNA polymerase II-specific; RNA polymerase II cis-regulatory region sequence-specific DNA binding. Gene Ontology annotation, biological process: regulation of transcription by RNA polymerase II.